Erigeron canadensis is the source of this 815-nucleotide messenger RNA. Its product is annotated as protein LURP-one-related 15-like. Lineage: Eukaryota; Viridiplantae; Streptophyta; Magnoliopsida; Asterales; Asteraceae. The coding region runs from base 42 to 683 and encodes 213 amino acids. The record is from RefSeq and is a predicted model, not a curated record. The transcript is spliced from 3 exons.
UUUGUCUUCCUCGCUAAGGGCCCGUUUGAUUGUAGUGAAUAAUGGGGUUUACUGAGGAAUCGAGCUACUUGCCACAACAAGUCAGUAAACCGAUUUGUGUUGUGAGCCCACAGUUUGUGUGUCCACACCCUUUUGACAUGUUGAGCGGGAAAAAAUUGCUAGCUCUUUCUGAUGGAAAUUUUGGCGUAACUGACGUCAAUGGUAACUUGAUAUUCAAAGUUAAAGGGAAGCUAUUAAGUGUUCACGGUAAACGUCUCUUGGUUGAUGCUGUUGGCAACCGUAUCCUCACUUUCCACAAAAAGUUAACAAGUGCUCGCAAAAGAUGGCAAUGCUUUAGAGGAGAUGGCACGGAUUCUAGAGACCAUUUGUUCACUGCCAAACUAUCAAAUCGAACCCAAUUCAAGACUUCACUUGAUGUGUUCUUGGCCUCCAACAGAAAUCAAGAUGUUGCUGACUUCAAAGUGAAAGGAAAUUGGUUUGAAAAGAGAUGUACUGUUUUUGCUGGAGAAAGUACUACUGUUAUUGCAGAGAUGAGUAAGAAAUUAAACGUUCAAAACAUUGCGUUUGGAGUCGACACAUAUACUAUUACAGUGUAUCCAAAUGUUGAUUAUGCCUUCAUUGUUGCAAUCAUGGCGAUUCUUAACGAGAUAUGUGAAGAGAAAUCUGAUGAUGAUGAAAAAUGAUGAAGUAUUGAAGUAACCAUACAGAAGCAGCCUCAAAAUAAUGAUGUUAUGUUCAAUAAGAGGCGAAAUAAAUGUUUCGUUCUGCUUAUCAAUCGUGUGUUUUAUGCUAUAUGAUGUAUCUCGUCAAAUGUA